AUGGCUCCGAAUCGCGAUCACAAACCCGCAGCAUCUGCUCAGCCUUCUCGGCAGAUAUUUGUUGCCGUUGAUUUUGGCACCACCUUUUCUGGGGUCGCCUGGGCGCAGACUGCUCGUCCGGACGUGCAAACGGCAAUCCUUCAGUGGCCUGACACGGAUGGCUCACUUGAGGGACAAAGCAGCGAAAAGGUUCCAACCCAGCUGUGCUAUGUCGGUACUGAGUGUCUAUGGGGUUUCGGAAUUCCCGAGGAAAAGGCUCGUUACCAGUGGUUUAAGCUUGAUCUCGAUCCCAGCCAGAAGCAGAAUGGGGUGUCUCUCCUGUCCGUUGACUAUCCCGACCCCAAAGCUCUGCCUCCAGGAUACAACGACAAGCCGAGCGCAAUCAAAGUGGCGACGGAUUAUCUUGCAAUGCUUCAUCAUCACACUGAAAAGAUACUCAGGUUGAAACUAGGCGACAGUAUUGUGGACACCACCCCGCUUCGCUAUACCAUUACUGUGCCUGCCAUUUGGAGCGAUGCUGCGAAGGCUAAAACCCAACGAUGUGCGUUUGCCGCCGGGAUGGGACAUGAUAUUCGAAUGGUUUCGGAGCCAGAAGCAGCAGUCAUUUACGCUCUUGAUGCGAUGGACCCGCAUAACCUUCAAAUUGGCGACAACUUCGUUCUCUGUGAUGCAGGAGGCGGUACUGUCGAUCUGAUCACAUACACCAUCGUAUCGCGAAAACCUACCGUCAAAGUACGGGAGGCAGUGCCUGGUGCGGGAGCUUCCUGCGGGAGUACAUUCUUGAACCGCAUCUUUCAAAAGUAUCUAGAAGAAAAUCUCAGCGAUCUGGAUGGGUUUGACGAGGAUACCUUGGAAGACGCCAUGAACGAGUUCGAGAACAUCACGAAGCGCAAAUUCACCGGGCAAGAAGAAAGCAUAAUCGUCCGUGUCCCUGGACUGACCGACAACGUCGAGAAAGGAAUCAAGCGUCAAAAGCUCACAAUCAAGGCAGCUGUCCUCAAGGAUCUUUUCAGCCCGGUCAUGACUGCCAUUACAACUCUUGUCAAAUCCCAACUACAACAAUCAAAGCAGGCAAAGGCAGUCAUUCUCGUUGGGGGCUUCGGCCAAUCACCCUAUCUUCGUAGUUGCCUACAGCAGGUUGUCGGAGAGAACAUCGAGAUCAUGCAGCCUGCGUACGGUUGGACAGCUGUAGUCCGGGGUGCGUUACUGCACGCCCUCCAUGAUACGACUCCCGACGAAUUAAGGAUCAAUAUCGCUUCAAGGCGGGCCCGGCGAGCAUAUGGAACAUUGCGAUUGGAGUGGAUCCGAAACGACGAUCCCGAGCACAUAGGUCGUCCGAGAACAUGGAACUCCUAUGAAGGACGUUACUCGCUCGACGCUAUGAGAUGGUUUGUGGAGAAGGGUCAUGAGGUUGACCAAAGAAAUCCGCUUGUUACUCCCUGGUACAUGUCGAGACCGGUGUCCGAAGGUCCAUUUCCGGUCAGAAAUUUCACUCUGUACACUUUCAUUCCUGAGGAAGAGGAGCACGCACCGAGAUUUCCUUGCGAAGAAGUAAAGGAGUUUGUGGAGCUAACCGCUGACCUAGCUGCCAUUCACCACAGCAUGAUUCCGAUCAGAAAGGGUAAAGACGGGCAAAUGUAUUAUGUACUGGAAUACCAGAUCAAGAUCGCGUUCUUCUCAGCACACAUGGAAUUCUCCCUGUGGUAUCUGGGCACAGAGUAUGGCAAGGUGAAGGCCGAGUUUCUCUGA
Fonsecaea multimorphosa CBS 102226 is the source of this 1749-nucleotide messenger RNA. RefSeq lists its product as uncharacterized. The record is from RefSeq and is a predicted model, not a curated record. The transcript has 5 exons. Lineage: Eukaryota; Fungi; Ascomycota; Eurotiomycetes; Chaetothyriales; Herpotrichiellaceae. Bases 1 to 1749 code for a protein of 582 amino acids. Gene Ontology annotation, molecular function: ATP-dependent protein folding chaperone; ATP binding.